This is a messenger RNA of Rosa chinensis, 1131 nucleotides long. RefSeq names its product casein kinase II subunit beta-1-like. Lineage: Eukaryota; Viridiplantae; Streptophyta; Magnoliopsida; Rosales; Rosaceae. The record is from RefSeq and is a predicted model, not a curated record. Gene Ontology annotation, molecular function: protein kinase regulator activity. Bases 179 to 967 code for a protein of 262 amino acids. The transcript has 6 exons. Gene Ontology annotation, cellular component: cytoplasm; protein kinase CK2 complex.
AGAUCCAAAGUUUCAUUAGGUUGCCAGAUCCAAAUGUACAUCAAAGUCACCGUCGACAUACUAACCGGAGCCGGACGCCCAAACCUCAUUUUACAUUUCUAGCUUUUCCUUUUUCUCUGAAGUUUGUGGGGGUUUCUUAUGUCUGAUUGCUUCAUUUCUCUGGAGCUAGAGGGAGACUAUGCAUAAAGAUAAAGGGGAUCAUCAUCAUCAUCUGCGAGGUGUAGUUAGAUCACAUUCUGAACCGGCUUUGAAAGACAAAUCUUCAUACACUCCCUCCACGUCAUUUGCUGCAAUUGGCCAUUACAAUGACAACAAUCUAUUCUUUGAAGAGGAGGAAUCUGAAACAAGUUGCGAAGAUUCAGACGUUAGACGUUUUGAUGAAGAAGAAGAUUCAUCUUGGAUAUCAUGGUUCUGCAAUCAAAAAGGGAAUGAAUUCUUCUGUGAAGUUGACGACGACUAUAUCCUAGACGAUUUCAACCGCUCUGGUUUGAGAAAUCAAGUGCCAUUCUAUGAUUACGCAUUGGAUAUGAUUUUGGACGUUGAGUCUUCUGAUAUCGAUGGUACCUUACAUGAUCAUGAGCAGAAUAACUUGAUCGAAUCCGCGGCAGAGAUGCUCUACGGUUUGAUUCAUGCCAGAUACAUAACAACUACUAAAGGAAUUUCUGCAAUGUUGGAGAAGUACAGGAACUAUGAUUUUGGCAGAUGUCCAAGAGUUAACUGCAACAAACAAAGAUGUCUACCUGUAGGUGAGUCUGACAUUCCAAGAUUGACUACCGUCAAAAUCUACUGUCCCAGGUGUGAAGAUAUCUACUCUCCACAAUCCAGACACCAAGAACAAAUCGAUGGGGCAUAUUUUGGAACCACGUUUCCUCACCUGUUUUUCUUGACUUAUGGGCAUCUUAAGCCAGAGAAGACAAGUCAGAACUAUGCUCCAAGAAUAUUUGGCUUCAAAGUCCACAAGAAAUAGACAGGGGAGGGCACUUCGCAUUCUUUGUACUGAGUAGUUCAGGAAGGCUUUUUAACUUGUUUAGGCUGUGCAAUUGCUGGUACGCAAUUAUAUAUGCUUCAACUUGAUUCUUUCAACAUAAACACGGAACAGAAAUCCUUAUUGCAGUUACAUGUAGAAAAUGC